AUGCCUCGCUAUGCUAAGUUCCUUAAGGAAUUGUUGACUAAUAAGAGGAAGGUAGAAGAGGUAGCCGCCGAUACUUUAAAUGAGGAAUGCUUUGCCAUUAUCUCUAAUAGAAUCCCCAAGAAAGAGAAGGACCCAGAGGUUUACCAUCCCGUGUAUUAUUGGGGGAUGCUUGUUGAAAAAGCACUUGCUGAUCCUGGGGAAAGUAUCAAUUUGAUUCCUUAUAAAAUUUUUCAAAACAUGGGGCUUGAUUUGGAUGACAGGGCUGUGGUUCCUUUGAUACUUGGGCGACCAUUUUUGGCCACUUCACAAGAUUUCAUUGAUGUCAAGGAUGGUCAAAUGGACCCGUGGGUGGAGGAUGACUUGUCUAAUUUACUGGAUGAUAAAGGAUCGCCUAAUGGAUUAGUGGAGAAGCUCCACCCCCAAUAUAACAUUGAAGAGAAUGAGAGGGAAAUGAAGUUUCUUGAUUGA
Messenger RNA from Dioscorea cayenensis subsp. rotundata (Guinea yam), 468 nucleotides. RefSeq lists its product as uncharacterized. The record is from RefSeq and is a predicted model, not a curated record. Lineage: Eukaryota; Viridiplantae; Streptophyta; Magnoliopsida; Dioscoreales; Dioscoreaceae. The transcript is spliced from 3 exons. The coding region runs from base 1 to 468 and encodes 155 amino acids.